Drosophila persimilis is the source of this 748-nucleotide messenger RNA. RefSeq lists its product as uncharacterized. NCBI's taxonomy places the organism in Eukaryota, Metazoa, Arthropoda, Insecta, Diptera, Drosophilidae. The transcript has a single exon. The record is from RefSeq and is a predicted model, not a curated record. The coding region runs from base 220 to 672 and encodes 150 amino acids.
GUGAUUCUGAGCUCCAGACCUUCCGCGAAUCUUCUUCCAGAGUCAACGGAUCCGUUUCGCUUCGUGCCGACUGAUACGUCCGCAUAGAGCGAACCUGCUUCUCUCCAGACACUCGAAUAUCACGUAUGAGUCGCCGAGGUUCGGCAGUUUAUACGGAUUAGCAUUUGGCUGGCAGAAGCCGUCCCAAACAGUCGAUCGAGAACGAAGUAAAGCCGUUCCAUGGGGAGUUAUAGGAACACUUAUCUCACCAUGAGUCACCUACGCUUCCAGCUGUUCGUCCUGUACAGUUUUUGCUUUCAUAGCUCUCUGCACCAGCUCGUCCCCGUUCCGGACUCCGAUCUCAUGGCCGGCAACGAACUUCUGAUGGCCAGCGCCGAAGACGACUUGGAGUGGACUCAGGCCAACUGGCAAUUGGUGAUUCCCUGGCUCCUGCAGCUGCAGCAAGUGCGUCUCUGUGUGGCAGUGUCUAUAUUCGACCAGCAGCUGGUCUACGGAACACCCUGUGCGGGCCUGCUAGCCCAGGGCCCGCUCAUGGCCAGCUGCGACAUCGGCCACAUUGAAGACCUCAGUGUGACCAUGCGCGACGCCUUCGGACCAAUGCUGUUCGACACCAUGCAGAAGUGUCGUCCUGGCUUGGAGCUCUUCGGGGUACGUUGCAGGCGUAGGGCCUGACACGGCCACCAGAAAUCUAUUUUAAAUGGGCAUAGACUAUAAUUAGUUGUGUGUUUGUGAAUAUAAAGAUGUAAAA